AUGGUGUCUGUUUGCUUUUCAGGCGGAGUGCUAGCCGUGCUGAUGGCCAAGUACAAGAAAGGGAAGGACGCAAAAAAUGCGGAUUGCGUGGUGGAUGACGAUGAGGAGGAGUGCCCGAGGAGUUCGAGAAAAAUAUGCGAGACGUCGAAAGAGCUCGACGCCCCGAUCCACACCUCUUAUUUCUCGCUCUCCGGCAAGCCAUUUUCCGCGAUAAAUAAAGAGCUAAUCCCAAUUUACAUAGAAGAUCCGAAAGAAUUUUUUGAUCAGUUCGGGUUUCGAUCUCUAAACCAGAACCCGUUUGAAGAUGAUUCUCCGGUGGAAGAUUCGUCGGAAAAAUUAAAAUGGGUGGCACACCUUGAAUUUGCGCACGACUUGAAGGAGGAGCUCACCUGGGCAAAAGUGGACAUCGAUAAAAUUCGAGGCGAGAAAAUGGAGGCUAUGAUUAAGCACUCCGGGAUCCCUCAUUCGAUGCGACCAUACCUAUGGCCACGGCUAAUCGGAGCGUUUGAUAAAGAAAAACAAGCCGGGUAUUCUUAUUCCGAUGUGCUACGCCAGACGGCUAAAGACAACCCCACGAUUGGGGUGCAGAUAGAGCGGGAUUUACUCCGAACGCUACCAAAUAAUAUUUGCUUUUGGAAGAAAAAUUCGCCGGGUAUAGACGCGUUGCGGAGACUCCUAAAAGCGAUCGCCUACAUCUACCCUGAUCUUGGAUAUUGCCAAGGAAUGGGUGUCGUCGUGUCCAACCUACUACUCUUCUGCUCCGAAGAAACCACUUUUUGGAUGAUGGCCGCAUUAAUAGAGGAUAUACUGCCGGCCAACUACUAUUCCCAAUCGUUACUAGGGCUACAGGCAGACGAACGCGUGGCGAGCCAUUUGAUGAAAACGCACGUCCCCGAUUUGUUCCGAUCACUCGAGGAAUACGAUGUCGAGAUCUCGCUCGUUACUGUCAAUUGGCUGCUCACCCUCUUUGCAUCGGUUCUCAAGACAAAAACUCUAUUAAGAGUCUGGGAUAUGAUAUUUUAUAUGGGCGGAGUUUCGAUAUUUCGGACAAUAAUCUCGGCCUUAAAAAUGCGAGAAGAGGAAAUUGUGGACAUUGCCUAUCUCACCAAAUCGUCGGCCGACAUUUUUAAUGCUAUCACACAGCUGCCGGCUAAGAUUGAUGAUGUGGAUAAGUUAAUGGAAUAUAUGACAUCAUUCGAGUAUACUAUUACGGACCAUUUGUUGACAGAGCUGAGGAAAAAGCAUCAGGCGAUAAUCAUGGCCGAUCAUGGGCUAAUCGUCAAUACAGCCACGGACACAAAUCUCCCAAAACAGAAAAUGCAGCGCAGGAAAUUAACCCGAAACAAGAGCAUCAUAUCGCAAAUUUUCAACUCAAAAGAUAAGGCAGAGGACCCCAAAACCAAAAACAUCCGGCAAACCGAGAUCCUCGUCGACCUCAAGGAGUCCAUCCUCCAGAUUUGCCGAUAUUUCAUGAACUGUGAUGAGGAUAUGGAGUUGAAUAUUACUACGCAGGCCGAUUAUAGUCCAGAAUCACAUGUGAAAGACGUGGAGAAGUUUCAAGCUGCCGUGACGGUGGGAAGGAAAAAGGCGAGAGCUUUGCUCGAUUUUGCUAGGCAAGAUGAGGACGAGCUUGGAUUUAGAAAAAACGACAUAAUCACCAUCAUCUCCGAGAAAGACGAACACUGUUGGGUCGGUGAAGUCAAUGGACUCCGUGGAUGGUUCCCCGCUAAAUUUGUAGAGGUGGUCGACGAGGGCAACAAGAACUAUACCAUCUACGGCGAUGAAGUGAUCUCGCCUGAAAUUACCGAAUAUAUUCGAGGGCGGCUGGCAAAUGCUUUUCGACAGGUGAUGGAACACGGAAUCCGAGAGAACAAUCUCUAUCCAACAACAGCCUUCCACCCCUGGUCUUUCAUAGAAGACGUCGCCUACUACUCGGUGCAGAAGCAGUUCAGUGCUGUAUAUUCGAGAUUGACGCUUUGCAACACCUUUAAAUUGGACCAGGAUGGAAAGGUCUUAACGCCAGAAGAGCUGCUUUUCCGAUCGGUCCAAGAAGUCAACGAUUCUCAUAAUGCUGUCAACGCACAUCAGGAUGUAAAAUUGAGAUCACUACUUGUGACAGGGGCCAACGAGCAGUGUCUCCACCUAUGGUUUGAAAUCCUGUGCGGCAGCCCGGCGCAAGAGGAGAUCAGAAAGAAGUUCUACCACUCCUGGGCCUUCAUCAGGACACCAGCUUGGCGACAGAUUAAAUGCGACCUCCGCCUACUCGCCCAAUUCGCCUUCAAACUGUCGCCAACCUUCGAAAUUGACGGCGCCGAGACGAAAAAGAAGAGAUUUGGCAUGUUGAAUAGCGCAAAGUACAAGAUGAUGAACUCAGUCACCUCCCCCACGGACAAAAAACUGGUGGGAGAUGAACCUCUACGCGAAGGCGUACGAGAUAUGCUAAUCAAACACCACCUUUUCAGCUGGGAUUUG
Molecule: messenger RNA, 2472 nt
Organism: Mesorhabditis spiculigera
Lineage: Eukaryota; Metazoa; Nematoda; Chromadorea; Rhabditida; Rhabditidae
Source: the annotation of a GenBank genome assembly